Molecule: messenger RNA, 2617 nt
Organism: Didymella exigua CBS 183.55
Lineage: Eukaryota; Fungi; Ascomycota; Dothideomycetes; Pleosporales; Didymellaceae
Exons: 4
Coding region: 144-2207 (687 amino acids)
Biological process (GO): actin filament organization; cell motility
Cellular component (GO): plasma membrane
Source: RefSeq, a predicted model, not a curated record
GCUGGAGUUGGACUUGCGAUUGCGUAUAUUGUUUGGAAAUCGACACACGAUGUUUUGGUGAUUUCUUCGGCCGUUGUUAUGAUCUGGCAGCCCUCACGACCCCAUCUUCGACCUUGAAUCGUACGCGCUCCUGUCCCUGAGCCAUGGACAGCAUCAUUGUCUCUGAGCUGGUCGCUCGAUUGGGAGCUGAGGAGGAGUCGACCAAGAAGAUGGCAGCGUUCAAACUCCAGACUGCCAUCGGUGACCCUUCCUUCGCAGAUGUCUUCAUAUACGAAGGAGGCUUGCCAAAGCUCAGGUUUCUGGCCCUGCAUGCCACAGGAAAUACUCUGGCCUAUGGCCUCACGUCGCUGGCGCGCCUACUUGAGCUGGACAAGGGUUGGGAUCACAUCACAGAUGAUCUCAUAGUGAGGAUAGUCGACCUCGUAGUUGCGCAGCCGCUCGUCAAUGUCAAUCGAGGUGCCAUGUCGGUGCUGGCAGCGAUUGUUGGACACCCUCUCCACCGAACCUCCCAUCCUGGUAUCACUGGCUUCCAGCGACUCAAACCAGCCGUCGACACCCAACCCCAAUUCCUCCCAUCACUCGUCGAAAAGAUCACCUCUGCCGACCAUGCCCUCUGCGCAAAUUCGCUUCAGCUGAUCAACGCACUUAUGCGUGAUGCAAUCGCACACGACGCCGACUUCGAAGCCCCGAAAUUCAUAAAGCAGCUACAAGAGCUUGGUGUGAUCAAGAGCGUAUACGCUCUCAUGCAGAGCUCUGCAAUACAAGACCUAGCUCACCCAUUGCUCGACUUCCAGACGCUCACGAAGAUACUGCUGCGCAACUGGCGGGAAGAGAAGGUCGAUUUAGAGAAGUCAGAUCAUCGAAGGGCUAUUCGGGGCUUGCAUACUGCCAGUACCGCCGAGAAAGGAGAUAUCAAGAGCAGUAAGAAGCUGAAGUGGCGGCGAUUAGGCUUCGACACAGAGUCGCCAGCGUGGGAGUUUGAAUCUACAGGCUUCCUUGGUCUCAUGGACUUCACCGACUACGUCUACAAGAACGAAGAUGGAUUCCAGAAGCUGUUACUCGAGCAGUCAGCAGAGGCCGCCGAACAGCGCUGUCCAAUCGCUCGAGCAAGUUUGUCAGUGACAUCGAUUUUGUAUGAGCAUUUCGAGGUGGAAAGAGCAGACGAUCUUGACUCUCAAAGAUAUACACUUCUGGAGUCUCGAGCAAACUUCGACCGCUCCUUCAGACCACUGCUGCUCCACUGGUCGAGGGUACACACAAGCGGUCUCAAUGCGUUCAUCCGGCUGUGGAAGACAUCAGGGGCCCAACUGGAGGACUUCGAUAAGAUCGAAGAGCUGGUGCGGAUCCUGAUUGAGCAAGUUGUUGGCCAGGCACCCCGAACAAGGGAGAUCAAGGACGUCGAAGAAGAACUAGCAGAGUUUGAGAUUCAGAGACUGCGAGAGCUGCAGAUGGAGUUACUCGAACUCACAUAUGAGGAUGCAUGGGGCCAUCACUUGCGCCAAGUUCGCGAAGAAUUGAACCACGAGGCCCUUCAAUUCAUCAAAGAGCAGAGGAUAAGGUGCUUACUUCAGGGCGGGUGGUUCCCAAGCGGCCUAGACCAUAGCUCGGGUGGAGGGCCAGUCACAAGCAAGACCCUCAGCCGUGCAGUCCCCUCAGCGUGGCGUUUUGUGCGACUAUCACACAACCGACGAUAUCUGCAUUAUGCCGACUUUGAAGAGAAGACAACAACGGAACCGAGGUUGGACGCCUUACAGGAGAAGAUCGAUCUUUCCAUUGUGUCCUCUGUCGUGAGCAAUGUCUCGGCAGAAGCGCCCUCUUCGUCCUCGUCUGACAGCACGGUAAAGAGCCUUCCACAUGAACGAGCGACUACCUCGACCAAGAUCACGAUCCAUGGUUACCUACUUGCUACCAGCCACUCGCGGCAGGCAUCCAGUGGUUCAGGCACGGGUCGUAAAGAGUCGGUUUUACUGCAAUUGUACCCGCAGAGUCACACUCUUGCCUCAGAAUGGCUUGACGGGUUGUUGAUGCUGCUGAACCAACAGCCUAUUACAGCAGACACCAAUAAGCUCGUGAACUUCAUCGGCGGCUACGGGCUGAAGAUUCGCCUGCUGAACGUGCGCUUCGAAGACGUAGGCUUAGAGGAGCCGAUUCUACCGAGUCGCGAAGGCUUGAACGACGAGUAUUAUUACGACAUAGCCGGAGCGUGAGGCUGAGCACAGUUGUUUCUAUUGGUAACGCUGCCCACUUCUUUGACAAACGUGGGCAUUGAAGAAGGCGUCCCUGGAACCGGGCUGAGGGGAUCGAAGACCUCAAUCGCGCGUAUCGAAAAUUUAUGGAUUUUGACAUAGCAUUAUUCACUCAAGCUCCUGAGACUGGAUUUGGCAGGCAGAUGAAGACCUCUCCGUCGAGCAGACGUUGAUAACCUUGGAUCUAACAUGGGCGAAUUUUGGGAGGGCGGCUAUCUGUUGACGGGCGCUGGUUGAGAUUUACUCUGAGAGAUACCCUGCUUGUGACAUUGCGAAUCAUAGCAAAACACCAUGGAUUUCUAUUGGCAAUACAUGGGUCGUGCAUGUCAUUCAGCUUGUUGUCGUUCCACAAUCGCAUGCGAGUAGCGGAG